CGUUAAUUUAGUCACGUGUCGUGCAUAACAUGGGCAACGGGUGCCGUGAUCGGCUCUCUGGCCAUGCUGCAUUGUGGUCGCACUGAGCAUUCAGUUUGUAUUGCGAACUGUUAGAAAUUGCUAGCACCGUGUUUGUCAACGACGCUGUUGCAGUUUGUGGUCACAUUUGCAUGUGACAUGGAGCUCCCAAUAGUGCACAAGAUACCGCAAAGCAAGAGUGUUCAAGGUUUACCCUGUGUGAGCCCAUUGCCGCUACUGACUUAUUAUUAUUUUUUGCGUGAUGCUGAGCUUUUCGUGUUAAAUAUCCAGACACAGGAGCAAUACCUGAUUGAUGUGCAAGUGAAAGGCUUCCUGUUGUGUGAUGCCUGUGGGAGCCGAGGUGCCUGCAUAGUGUACCUGACAAGAGAAGAUGUGCUCAUGUUAGCAUUUCUGGAGGGAACAAGACUAGUAUCAUCACAUGCGUUACGAAUCCGCAAUUUUCAAGGUGCUGGUCUCCAGCUUGUGUGCAGCAUACCUGGAGGCUUCAUAUUUGUAUGCAAGGAACAUUUGGUUGCAAUUUUGCUAAACGACUUAUGCAACUGCAACUCAUUGCAAUCCUUGUGGCAGACUCGGAUAGAGAGCACACCUCUUCGCUUCCAGUGUGACUCUAAACAUGUGUUCGUGCUCACCUCUGCGCAGAAAAUAGUUAGCUACAACCUGUCAACAGGGUGUUCCUCUUUCACCUGGGACCUUGGUGAAACGGACCCUUUUGAAGUGACAUGCUUUGCACCAUUAUUGUCAAAGCACCAUCAAUAUAUCGUGCUUCUCUGUCGCAACAAACUUAUGUCCCUGUGUGCCCCUUCUUACAGAACAAAGCAGAGAGUUACACCAUUCUCCAAGCCUCAACACCGCGAACACUGGCAACAUCUCAUGGAGGUGCCACCUGGACUGCAUUGCUUAGUACACAGAGGAAAUCAUCUACUCUUUUUCUGGGGACCUGAAGUUGGAUUGACACAAUUAGCUGUUAUCGAGAUGGGCCACGGAAGUGUUGUGUGCAGACAGAAGCUUCACAUGAAUGCACCAUUCACCGUGCUCUAUGACUACAGACAUUGUCCGUGCUGGGACCUACCCGUACUCAUACAGUUUGAAGAUAGACUGGUCACACCUUGCUUGGGUGUUACACAGCAAAUGCUGCUGCACGAGGUUAUGGACCGCCAUGGAGCCCGCGUUGCUGGUUUCAUGUCGCAACGAAACUCCUGGGGUGGCAAUAUAGCUGUGGACGUUCUGCAACAGGGAAUUCGACACAGACAGCUGGACACGAUUGCAUUUUUCCUGCAAUCUAAAGAGGAAGUCUUGGAAACAGUAGUUGCCAGACAUAUGGAAAAGUGGAACCAAGUCUUGGAGGAUCUUCUUGAGACUGUGCAGGAGAACAGAUCCCAACUGACUUCCAGACAUUUUGCUCAGCAACUGUUGCAGCAACUGCUCUGCUUUGUGGUGCGCCUACUCUGCAUGGUGGAAUCAGCUGAUGACGAAGACCAACGCUACGCCCUCUGUAGCAAACUACAGGCUUUGCGUCAACAUUUGCCCAAGCAAUCUGCUCAUCUCACUUGUCCUGGUGUGCUUGUGAAGUACAAGGAGCUGGAUUCUCAUAUGCGUAGUGCUCAUAAUGUAGUGCAUUUUGCCUUCGUGGAGGGUCAUGUACCUACAGCUCAGUACAACAUGUGCAACACAAAGAAAGUUUCUCUUGCUGAAUUGCGAAGCAUGUGUCUACACUUUGUAUUCAAUAAAUUGUCCACGGGGGAAGACGUGUCAUCUACAAUCUCCAGCAUGGGUCUGCCUCCACGGGACGAGAUGAACCGCCUGCUUCUUUGGUGUCGCAGUGCACAUCUUCGUUCUUUGCUAUCCAAAGCUCUUGGGGAUGACGAGGUUCCCAAGCCCGUGUAUCAGCGUCUUGCAAAGCUGGAAGAAGCUCAUCUGUGCCACGAGAUCCAGAUACAAGAUGGAACAAACAGCAGCGAAGCAGUGAUAGAAGCAGCCAGGGCUGGUUACAGUCGUCUUGCCCCAGGUUGGCUGCUGGACUGGACUACAGAAGUAGAUGACCGCAUUCUUGCAGAUGCACUUCAGGGAAGGCCCUAUGAGAUCAGCCGUCUUGUAAACAAGACAUACUGGCUGCUUAUGUUGGAAAGUGGACACUUGGAAGCAGUGCUCGUGUCGCGACCCCAGAAUGUCGGUGGGGAAUCGCUUGUCAACCUGGGAUCCCAGUGCUUUUCCAUGUGGCACGUACACAAUACGUUGCUCUGCGCAUUAGUCAGAGAUGGCAUUUUCUCUGAAGAGACCUUGGAGGACUUUGGCGAUGUGCUGUCCCUGCUUGGUGAGGCUAACCACCCAUUGGAUGUCUUGUUCUCCAGUGCUGUUUCCGUGUCCCUGGAAGACCUGGUUCAUCGUUUGUUACAUCACUGCUUACAACAUGACCUGGCUGUUUUCCUCUAUUUUCUUACAUGCGAAGUGCAGUGCAACGUUCGACCACAGUGCCAUUUAUGCAACAUCCCUGUGGUCACUGCACUACUGUCUCACUUGAGUUGGAUCAAGGAACCGGACGAUAAAGGGAUUGCACUUGGUGCUUGCUGGGCAUUAGUGCGUACCCUUCAUGGCAGACCAAAGGACUCCUCGGAUCUUGAUUUAGCAGCUCUGUUGAAUGAUCACAAAGUGCUGCAGUCUGUGCAUGUGGGCACUGCACAAAAUGUCUCGCUCUACAGCUUACUCGGAAGACCCUGGAAUACAGCAAGACUCUUCAUUUGGCAAAAUAUGCGUUCAUCCGAUAAAGAUGCCGUGAUACAUCCACACUUCUCUCAUCCUGCUCUGAUGGAGUCAUGUGGACUGAAGGAGAAACUCUCCCCUACCUAUUAUUUCUUUCGGGGAAGACCCUGCUUCGCAUAUUUGAAGCAUCUCACACAGCACUUGGUUGGGCAGCAUACAAUCAGCAGCAAAAGGCUUAAAGCAGCUUUGAAGGCAGCUUUGCGAAUGACCCAUCUCCAUUUCGAAGAUCCCUUGGUUGUAGCUUCCUGCGUGACAUUUCUAGAACUGUCAGGCACCGACUCCGUGGCGCUGCGAGUGGACGUACAGUGUGCGCGCAUGCUCCGAGAAUCCGGGAAUACCUCCCAACAGAAAAGUAUAGUGGAGUUGUUCGAGGAUAUGCAGCAGAACAAGGCGAAGGCUGACCAGAUGCUUCGAUCCCUAUCAGAUGCUGUCCAAAGAAAUCUCCAGCGAUCUACUCAACAAGGAGUGGAGCUGUUCCUGGGCCUUUUGCUGAGGGCUUUCGCGGUGCAUCAUGGUCUAGAGCCACCCCUCACAAUGUUGCAGUGGAGCGCCCAAAAUAACGACUGGUUGGGAUUUCUCUUGUGGACACAAUUGCUUCAGUUUCCCAAAAUACAGGUUUUGGAUGCGGUAAUGCAGUUCGAGGAGAGCUGCUUGCGAGAACACCUGAGCAAAGCACUACUAGAAGUGAGUAGCCUACGGAACACGGAUGACUCUGGAAACGUUCCCUCGAGGAACCUUAGGGCUUCCCUCUAUUCACGAAUUGGCCUUCAAUCUGUUGAACGACUCAGCCCGGUGUCAGCUGAGUCUCUGUCAGAAGCAGAUGCCGCAUCUGUCUACAGUAAUGAUAGUACGGAGGCUGCUGUUCUCGAAGAGCCAGUUGCAGUGUACUCGAAAGAGCUUGUGUCGCUGUUGUUGGAGGGUCGCAGCGAUUGGUCCUGGGAGCACCUGCUACGAGCUGCCGUACAAAUCUGGAGUCCCAUCCCCUGUGUCAUUGCAGCCUGCUGCAGUGAUGCGCCCCUUGUGAGCUGCUUCGCGCUCUGGUUGGUAACAAGUGGACGCCGAAGAAGCAUGGAACUACUGUCCUUCAAAGAACACACAUUACGUGACUUACUGAGAACCAUGGAAGAUGCUUUGCUGGAAGGAAGGCUGAAUAAUUUGCUGCUGGGACUGCACGUCUUCCAACCUGAAAGCCCUCUUGUGCCUCUGGUUGAAUUUCUGGCUGCUUUUCACCUGGAACGAAAAGGGAAGCAUGCCGUUGGCAAAUUGCAGCAGUUUCGGGACGCUGUGGUGACGUGUUUUCGCCGUUCAGGUGCUGCAGGACUGAGCUCGGCGCAGUGGGUGGCUUCAACUGCCAUAAAUUUGCUGGGGACGAUGUUGUGUCUGUGUUCAUCGUGGCAGGAACAGCGCUCGCUUCUACGCUGCUGUCUGCAGGCGAGCUUACAGAAGAUCUCAGGUGCUCCGGACUUCGCAAUGCUGGUGAACCUGUUGGAGCACAGCGAGGGUGAAGACUUGGGUAUCACUCUAUACGACCUAUUUGUCGCCGAAAAACCAAUGGAACUGUUAGAACGAGCCGUGCAUUUCCUGAACCAGACAAGACAUUUUGUUCGAGCUACUGCUGUAGCGAGAUGUGCUGCUCUUCAUUUGGCUGAUGUGGUCCUUGAACAGAUGAAGCUCAAGUUCGACGACUGUGCACAUAAAAGCGAGGAGGAUAUGGAACAAGUGCAAUGGGAUGACUUCUUGAAGGAGUGCGAUAGGUGUUUUCAAGAGGCAGGACUCGAUGCACAACAAGCCUUCGACUUUUUCAAGGUACGAGCUUCACUGGUGAAGAGCUACUGCGUUAAGUACAAGAUUAUGCGACUCGCCUCUGUAUGGCUGGAUAAAACUUGCUACCCACCUGAGGAGUGUGAUAGCUACCGCCUGCAUGUCUGGCUCUUCCGUAUCAAAGCUGAAAAAGAGAAACCAUCAGAGAUUAUUCCAUCCGACGAACCGGAUCACAGGGCCCUCAUACUUCCAUCUAUGGCGACGCGAUCACCAGUCAUCAGCCUUGCAGAUGCUGAGGAGCUGGAGGCAUUAGAGAGAGUGACGAAUCAACUUCUGCUUCAUGAGCAGUUUGGGCAAGCUACCUUCGUUAUAUCCGCCUUCGGCCACGCCACAUUGGACUACCGUGUUCUGACGACAUGCAUCCGGCUCGCACAAGGGGACAUGCAACCACGAGACAUUGAUCCUGAACUGCUUCAACAUGCCAAGCAGGUGAAGGCCUGUGCACCCUUCAGGAGGCAGUCAACGGUUACCAUUGUAAACCCAGCAGAACUGAAAAAGCCUCACGUGAAGAACACUACCAGCGAUAUCUUGGAAUGUAUCAUCGAAAUGUGUGAUGCGUCCGGCCAUGCUCUUUCUCUGUGCAACCGCGUCCUGGUAGCCCUCAAAGCAGCUAUUGCACUCUCGCGGCCAUACCAAGAAGUGGCGGGAGAAAUGCACACAAUAUCAUUGCUGGAUCGACUUCUCCAGUGUGCCGACCGUAUGGCGCUUGCCAAGGAUGUAAUUAUGGUGUACAAUAUCCCCGAGCGAGAUGUCACCAGACUCCUCUUUGACAAGACUGUGGCUGCCAUCGGUUCACGAGGAAACCCCGGUUGUGGUCAGAAGGAUAUACUAGAAGAUUUUGAAAACGUACUUCAACUGUGUCAAGAUCCGGCCGAGCUCGGUAACCUACUUCUGAGGGCACGCAAGGCUGAUCUUCGAGCUCUUGACGGCGACUCAAAAGGUCUUUCGAUUGAAGUGGAGCUGUGCAUCAGGGCGCACGACUGCUUCUCCGUAUCGUGUUUCAUGGAAGGCAUUUCACGGACCCUUCACCGGUGUCGCAAGCUCGCAAUGUGUCUAGUCGCCAAUCAUGAGUUCCCCCUCUUGGUCCGGCUCCUCACUGGUAUUCGGAGGUACAGUGAGAUGUCAUAUGUCUUCGACAUCCUGCACGACCACGAUCACUUCGAGUUACUUUUCCAGAGAGGAAUGGAGAAGGUGCCUUACCUACGUGUCGCCCUUCUCGAUUAUCUGAAGCACCGAUCGUCAGCUGGUUCUGACACAUACACCAUGUUGACGCUCAACUUCAACAUGCAUCGGGAAAUUGCGGAGAUCUUGGAAUCAGCCGCAACGAAGAAGAUCAAAGCAAUCGCCAACAACGAUGGCUUGGCAUGGAGCAAGGAGGAGCUCCUAACGCUAGAGAAUACGCUACAGGACUUGGCAGACGCAGCGGAAAGCUACAUCAAGGCGGAAUGCAUUCUUGGAGCGCAGGCAUGCGCAAAGAAAGCACAACUGGUGGCACUGCAAUUACGCUACUUCGCACGCAAGGUAGCUGUAGUGAAUUUGGAUCAAAGCAGGGCAUUGGCUUUCCUCGUCACGCAUCCAAAGUUUUUUGAGGCUCAGCUGGUGAGUGAUGCGUACUGUUUGCAACAAACAUGGUGGAGCGGAGCCGUGUUCAACCGGGUUAUCCAAGACGGGGACUGGGAAUAUUUGAAGGACAUGAGGGCUGCUGGCUGCGAGCUCACUCCGCUGCAUCUUGAAGAUAUCACCCGCAGGUACCAAAUGCAACAGACAGGACCCGUUCAGCGUGAAGCCAUGAAACGCCUGCUAGAAGCUGUGUCGUGUGUAAAAACACGUUUCGACCUUGCGCAGCGACUUGGAUUUCUCGAGACUGCACAGCAUACCUUGUCUACCCAGCCGUAUUUACGCGACUCGCGUUCUUCUUUUACUGGUUCCCACCCGAAUGUUUCGUAAUAAAAUAUUUUGAUGUUGCAACGACAAA
Ornithodoros turicata is the source of this 6592-nucleotide messenger RNA. RefSeq names its product spatacsin-like. The record is from RefSeq and is a predicted model, not a curated record. The transcript has 41 exons. The coding region runs from base 178 to 6564 and encodes 2128 amino acids. Gene Ontology annotation, cellular component: cytoplasm. Lineage: Eukaryota; Metazoa; Arthropoda; Arachnida; Ixodida; Argasidae.